CAGCUACUUCCCGGAUGAAGGGCAGCCCUGAAGCCAGCAGCCCCAUAGCCAGGGUCCCUCCAGUCUCCUUGCAACUCCCUAACAGCCCAGACCUGCAAGACCUUCAGGACUAAAGGUGCAUCCAAGAGAAAUCCAGGUGCUUGCUGGUCCUCAUGUCAGUCAGACCCAGCUUGGGGCCAGGCCCCUCUGAAGGGCCCACUGCAGCAUCUGACAGUGAAGAGUUCCACAACUGGGCAGAACUGCUCUCCUUCUUCAACCACACUUUAUCCGAGUGCCAUGUGGAGCUCAGCGAGGACACCAAGCGAGUGGUCCUCUUUGUCCUCUACUUGGCCAUCUUUGUGGUUGGGCUGGUGGAGAACCUCCUGGUGAUAUAUGUCAACUGGCGUCGCUCAGGCCGGGCUGGGCUGCUAAACCUCUAUGUCCUCAACAUGGCCAUCGCAGACUUGGGCAUCAUCCUGUCCCUGCCUGUGUGGAUGCUGGAGGUCAUGCUGGACUACACCUGGCUCUGGGGAAACUUCUUUUGCCGCUUCACUCAUUACUUCUACCUUGCCAACAUGUACAGCAGCAUCUUCUUCCUGGUGUGCCUCAGUGUCGACCGCUACAUCACCCUCACUAAUGCCUCUCCCUCCUGGCAGCACUGCCAGCACCAAGUGCGUCGAGCCAUAUGUGCAGGUGUCUGGGUCCUCUCGGCCAUCAUCCCAUUGCCUGAGGUGGUCCACAUACAAUUGGUGGAGGGGUCGGAGCCCAUGUGCCUCUUUAUGGCACCUUUUGAAACCUAUAGCACAUGGGCCCUGGUGGUGGCCCUGUCGACCACCGUCCUGGGCUUCCUGCUGCCUUUCCCUCUCAUCGCAGUCUUCAACGUUCUGACAGCCUGCCGACUUCGGAGCCAGGGACAGCCUCAGGGCCGGCGGCACUGCCUGCUUGUGUGUGCCUACAUAGCUGUCUUUGUCAUUUGCUGGCUACCCUAUCAUGUGACUCUGCUGCUGCUCACUCUGCAUGGGACCCACAUCUCCAUCCACUGCUACCUGGCCCACCUGCUCUAUUUCUUCUAUGACAUCAUUGACUGCUUCUCCAUGCUGCACUGUGUUGCCAACCCCAUCCUUUACAACUUUUUCAGUCCAAGCUUCCGGGACCGGCUGCUGAGUGCUGUUGUCCGUUACCUUCCAAAGGACCAGACCAGGGCCCGUGCACGGGCUUCCUCUUCUUCCUCUUCCACCCAGCACUCCAUCAUCAUUACCAAGGAGGGCAGUCUGCCCACUGCAGCCACUGCCCCCAGCCUCACGCAAGCCUGAACUCCCAGGCACCCUCUCUGCUUCCAAAUGCCUCAUCUCCAUUUGGCAGUCUCAUAGCCAGCUGAGGUAGAUGCCAGGCUCUUCCAUGAGCCAAGUAAAAGACUGGAGGGGGAGGCGAGAAACUUGGGGGGAGGGAAAGGGUCAGAAUACUCAUGAUAUAUCAGAAAAUACUCAAGAGGG
Messenger RNA from Sciurus carolinensis (gray squirrel), 1472 nucleotides. RefSeq names its product G protein-coupled receptor 182 (gene Ackr5). NCBI's taxonomy places the organism in Eukaryota, Metazoa, Chordata, Mammalia, Rodentia, Sciuridae. Gene Ontology annotation, molecular function: G protein-coupled receptor activity. Bases 153 to 1292 code for a protein of 379 amino acids. The record is from RefSeq and is a predicted model, not a curated record. Gene Ontology annotation, cellular component: membrane. The transcript has 2 exons. Gene Ontology annotation, biological process: G protein-coupled receptor signaling pathway.